Molecule: messenger RNA, 438 nt
Organism: Leptosia nina
Lineage: Eukaryota; Metazoa; Arthropoda; Insecta; Lepidoptera; Pieridae
Source: the annotation of a GenBank genome assembly
AUGAACUUAGACACCUACACGAUCCAAGCUAAGAUUCGUUUCCCGAAGCUGCAUCUGGAAGGUCUUUACAAGCUAGAUACUCAAAUACUUAUAAUACCCCUGCGUGGUCAAGGACAGUUCUUCGCUGAUGCCGUAAAAUGCGACGCUAACGUUGAAAUUAAGAGUGAGAUAUACGAAAGGGAGUCAACGCAGUACAUAAAAUUUAAAAGCAUGGCCCUCGAAAUUAACUUAAAAGACUACCGCAUUAGGCUUAAUGGCCUUUUCAAUGGUGACAAAACGCUUGAGGAAGCUACAAAUGAAGCAAUUAAUCAGAAUCGAGACGAGUUUCUGCAGGCCAUGAAACCCUACAUCGAGAAGACAGCAGCGAACGUCCUACUGGACAUAGCCAAUAAAAUAGUUUAUUCUAUGCCUUUAGAUGACCUAUUUCCUAAAGAAUAA